GGCGGCGGAGAGCGGGUCCACAGCCACAUAUCUGACUUUAGUAGCACUCCUUUCUACACCCUUUGCCCCUCACCCAGGAAAAAAGAGUAAUUCUCGGUCGUUCUACAUCUCCGUCAGCAGCUUUUAUAGAGGAUUGUGGUGGAAGGAGUCAGCAGAGAAAGAGAGCCCCGAACUCUUAAGGGUCUGAUAUAAGCCUGUCUCUGAAGGACUGGAAAGGAACAAAGAUCAUAAUGACUACUUUGGAUGAUAAACUGCUUGGUGAGAAGCUCCAGUACUAUUACAGCAGUAGCGAGGGUGAGGAUGAAGACAGUGAGAAAGAGGAUAAAGAAGGGGAGAGCACCAUUCCUGAAAGCGUUGGGGAAGUAGAGCUUAGCAGCGAUGGCAGUGCAGUCAACACAGGUCCCAAAGGAGUCAUUAAUGACUGGAGAAGAUUUAAACAACUGGAAACAGAACAGCGGCAGGAGCAGCGCAGAGAAAUGGAACGACUCAUAAAAAAGUUAUCUAUGACGUGUAGAUCUCACUUAGAUGAAGAGACCGAUAAGCAGAAGCAGAAAGAGCUUCAGGAAAAAAUCAAUGGAAAGAUGUCGUUACAAGAAUAUAACAUGAUUCACAACGAUGAAGAUGAUGAGGAAUUUUUACAGCGAUACAGGAAGCAGCGAAUGGAGGAGAUGAGACAGCAGUUGUACAGCGGGCAGCAAUUUAAACAGGUUUUUGAGAUUACGAGUGGAGAAGCGUUUUUGGACACAGUUGAUAAAGAGCAUAAGAGCACACUGAUCAUGAUCCAUAUUUAUGAAGAUGAUAUCCCUGGCACCGAAUCGCUGAACGGCUGUAUGAUCUGCCUGGCUGCUGAAUAUCCAACAGUUAAAUUUUGCAGAGUAAAGAGUUCGCUCAUUGGUGCUAGCACUCGCUUUACUAAUAAUGCUCUGCCAGCUUUGCUGAUCUAUAAGGCAGGUGAGCUCAUCGGCAAUUUUGUGCGAAUCACUGACCAGCUUGGAGAAGAUUUCUUUGCUGUAGACCUGGAGGCUUUUCUGCAGGAAUGUGGUUUGCUUCCAGAAAAAGACCUAGUGCUCCUGACUUCUAUACAUAAUCCAUCUGCAUGUUACAGUGAAGACAGCGAUCUGGAAAUAGACUGAACCACUUCUGCCCAGGGGCCAGUAGGUGUAGUUGUACAGUGUUCUUAUGCUAGGGUUUGUUCCCCUUCUUCCUUAGUGUGGGUAUGUAUUCUUCCCCUUCAUGCACUUUGACUUUUGCUCGUUAAAAACUUGUUAAGAUAAGGAAUUCCUAACGUUUUCUUAAAUUAAUUCAAUAAAAUACACACUGAAACAAUCUUGCUUUUAUGCAAUUCACAUGUAUUUAACUAAACAUGAAGUUCUAACACAAUUCAGUAAGUUUAGGAAAUUGUGAAUUGUCAUCUCUGUUCUCCAAAUCACUUAGAUUAUGUUUUUUUAACCAUUUUGUUCUCAGAUCAGCUGUGUGUGGUCAAUCUCCUUACAGCUUUCCUGAAAUGGUGUAUGUGAAUACCAGUUGGCUCAAGGUGUGGGCACCUACUCGCUAAGACAAGAGUUGAGACUGCAAAUAAAGAAGUUUUUAAGCGUUCAGGUCUCUUCUUAACCUGGAGCUGAACUGCUGUCAGUUAUCAGUGCAGGGUCCCAUCUUCCGUUCCCCAGUUUGCAGUCUCCUUCCUGGAAGUACCUUCUUGUUCUAACUCUUGGCAUUAGAGUUUUGUUCUUUUCCCACUCACAAAUAACAGCAGCCCCUGACUUCAUCCUGAAAAUCACACUUCAGAUGGAGAGGGUUCUUCUUUCUUUAACCUUGCCUGAGACUUAAAUGAGAAAAUCUUCCUUCAGUUACAGCUCUUAAUAACAUUCUUGGGUUUUAGAACACCCACCCUUAGAGUAUGUAGUAGUGACUUAAUCAGACAAUUAUCUCUGCCUCUUCAGAAGGAUAUAAAGAGCUCCCAUGUGUGCUGAAUAGCAUCACGGAGAAUUUUGUUGGCAAAAUGUGGUAUUAGGACUUGGAAUAACCUCAGAAUUUCAUCUCUCUCUCAAAAUACUAAAUCAGUGCUAAAGUUCAUUUCUGUCUGCCUUCGUAUUAUCUGCCUCAGCCAGGUCAUCAGGUAUGCUUUGAAUAUUAAUAACCCCUGGCCCUGACAGAUGAUGGGAUGGCUUUGUGGGAAAGCAGCCUUGAGCCAGGAGACCAGGUCACCAAUACAGGUGUUCAGUAGCAGGCCUGUCUUUUCACAGCUGAUUCCCUUCUCUGAAGCUCAGUGUCCAGUUUCUGCACAGAGUGUUCAGCAGGAUCAGAAACGUUGCCACUGGCCUGGCUUUCCUCUGCCAGCAGCUCUCUGGGAGCAUGUUUUUUGUACCAUGCGUCAGUGGAGGUCACUAACAAAGGAACCUUGUGGGGUGGGGGUGGAACCUUUGUGGAGACCGCAAUUUCUCCCUCUGUAAGAAAUAACAAAGGCCGCCUCAAAAGCAUCACUGCAGCUGUUUCAGUUGCCCAGUGACACUGAUCUUAAAGUUCUCACCUUCCCCAAAACCCCAGGGUGACUCCCGCUUCUAGACACAGAAUAAAAGCCAUCCCGCACUGGCUGAGCCCAUUUGUGUCUCUGUGAACAUUACUGCUACUGAAUGCAGAGGCUGCAUAUUGCACUCCCCUCCUGCACCACCUUUGUCAUCACCGUUUGCCAGUGAUCACGUUUUCAUUAAGGUGUCUAUUUAUUUUGAUUGUCUCUGCUUCCUUCAUAAAUCAGAUCAUAAUACGGGGAAGUAAUUAUCAGGGUUUCUAUCACAUUGAAGUUCACCCAGCCUCCCGCAAGCCUGGUGCUUGUAGCCGUGCGGUUACCUGGGUAGCGUGAGAAGCCGUUAGCGAUUUCUAGCGACUGCAAGCACGAAAACCUCGGACGACGCCGAGCGAGGUGAAGGCUUCGCUGGGCAGAUCAUGGUGUGGCCGAAUUGCUCCGACAGCGUACCUAGCGCAGCGAGCGCUUUGCGUGUCGUGCUCUGUAUUUACUUACUACUGAAUCAUCUUGCACGCACUUAAUUUGAUAUUACAACAUGUUUGCUUUCUCAUGCAUUGCUUAUUUUGCUGGUUGUUUUUUAAUUUUGAGGGAAGUAGACUAUCAUUACCGAAAUAUAUGACCCAACGUAAUGCCAUGUUUAAUGAUUAAAUUUAAUUGUAAGUUUUAUGUCAGGCACUUUGGAACACCAGGAAGAAAUGCAAAUGUCUCUGUGUAAGUGCUAGGUUCUUAAUAAGAAUGGAUUUUAGGAUAGAAAAAGAAUAAUUUGUAAUCGUAUCUAUUCAAACUGUGCUUUAAAAAGUAUAAGCAGAAAAAUAAAUAAUUUCUAAUUAAAAAUUACUGAAUUGGCACAAACUGUCGUUUUAGGGAAACUGGCAGAAAUCCAGAUUUUAAAGUGUGGUAAGAGAUUAUUUCUUUUCAUCUCAGAAUUGCAGAAAAAAACCCAUGGAAGUUUUGUGAAAUUAAAUCAUUGAGCAUGGAUAUCAGCACUUUUAAGGGAAAAAAAAAUCAAAGCAGCUGUCAUUUAUAGUCAGGAUGAAAUUCCGGGAAGUCUGUUGUGCAGACAGGGUGCGUAUUAGCAUCGUAAUAAAACCUGGCUUGGAGAGGGGGUCGGGGUGAGCUGACUGCUUGAGUUGCUUUGAAGUUUUAUUUUUAUAAAGUGCUUUUUCUUUUUUUGCGCCCCUACGGCAGCAAAACUGUAACAGGAUCAAACCCUCUCCUGCUGCUCUCUGUCGGACGGCCUGCAGCAAGGUGACUCCUGGUGAUUAAUCUCCAGUGCUCAGCUAGAUGAUAGAUAGUUUACAGUGCCAAUAGCAAAAAGGAAAAGGAAAAAGGUCUGAAUCCAAUUAAUCACCGAUCUGGAAAAAUAGAAGCAGCACAAGGGAGAGAGGGGUAGAGAGCAGAUGAGCUACAUAUAAUGCUGCUGCUUGUUCUCGGCACAGACAGCCCAAACGUGAGAAGGAAGGGGAGGCUGGCGGUGGUGGGCACUGCUGGUGACGCUUUUGUCCAGUCGUGAAGCUAAAUCCUUCCAAACUGACCAACCGGUAAUUGUGUGCCCAAAAAACCCCGGCAUUCUUAAUAUGCAUUAGACAAUACAACAAAAUAAUUUAGUAAAGGUUAGUUACUAAUUUGUGAGUGUCUGUCCCUUAUCCAUUCCAUACAAAUAAGAAGUACAAUUCAUACCAACGCUGCACGUGUAAAUGUUCUGGUCAAAGUGUUCAAUUCUGUUUAAUUUCUCUUGUGUUAGAUGUGGUCCUGACCUGCAGAUUAAGGAUCAGGUUGUAUUUAUAGACUCAUACGGGGACUAAAGUAAAAAUGAAAUUGCACAAACGCCCACGUAAAAUAAAACUGGUUUCAAACAUUGAACUUGGCAGCGAGAGCGUCAGGUUUUCGGUUUGAUCCGGGUGCCUCUCCUUCCCCCAGAGCCAUUGUACUCCGUCACCGUCAGAACUUACUUAAAUUGGCACAUUCCUACUAAAUGCUUGGGAUUUGAAUAAAAGUAUGCUUUUUAAUUUUGUC
Molecule: messenger RNA, 4537 nt
Organism: Phalacrocorax carbo (great cormorant)
Lineage: Eukaryota; Metazoa; Chordata; Aves; Suliformes; Phalacrocoracidae
Source: RefSeq, a predicted model, not a curated record